This is a messenger RNA of Nerophis lumbriciformis (worm pipefish), 1404 nucleotides long. RefSeq lists its product as uncharacterized. The record is from RefSeq and is a predicted model, not a curated record. Lineage: Eukaryota; Metazoa; Chordata; Actinopteri; Syngnathiformes; Syngnathidae.
GCGCGCGCGUACACGAGUGUCGACGUGCGUGCACGCAGUAGAAAUCAAAUGUUUGAUCUUUUCUUUACAACUAAAGUCAACGAGCGUCCAACAGUCCGCUGGAGCGCAUAAAAAGCAACAUUUAUUCCUCUCAUUUAUUGCAAACACAUUUGGCUUUUUCAUUCUUGUUUGGACUUCAUUGAACGUGUUGCCAGGCAACGUGAAGACAACAAAGUCCACCGGAUAAGCUUUUUUCUGCGAACAAAAUGAACUCCAAAAACACCAAAGAUCCUAAGACUAACGGCUCUCCAAGCACCAAGUCCGCUGCAAAGAAGGCACAUCAAGGAGUCAAAGGUCAGAUCUCCCAAAUUCCAGGACUUUCUCCCAUCGUCAGCACAGGUGAAGACAAGAAGAACAUCGGCAAGAGAGUUGGAGUUCUUGACAGCGACUCAGAAUAUAUCAAACUGGCGAAACAAGGAGGUCACAAAGGACUUCUGUACUUCGAUGAGACCAACAAGUCGUGCUCCACAGACCUGCUACUGGAUGCUCCAGUAGAAGCUCUUGGAAAUCUCAGUGUGGUCUGCAACAAGGAGAAGAAAGGUCAGGAAGGUUCCUCACAAAGAUCCCUGCCUCCUUUCUGGACUGACAACAUGUCCACCUGGGAACGAGACGACGGCAGCACAGACAAGAAAAAGAAGGUUCCUGACAAACAGUUGGUCCAAAGACAGAUGCCCAUCUUUAUUAAGGACAACAUCAAAUUCAGGAGAACCAGCACCUCCAACUCCCACUACUCGUCUCAUCACAGCCUCUGCUAAUAAAGGCGACAGGUGAUUAGAUAACAAGGACCACCUGGGCCAUCUACGCACCUGUCGCUGUCUUCGAGGCCGGUCCUGACACACCCCUGUUCCGCGGCAGACCCGCAGGCCACGCCCCCCUCCACAUACCUCCACCGCCAGACGCAGGCCGGGAAGCCGUCCGGCCGGGCCUACUCCCCCCGUGAGAGAGCGGGAGAGGAAGUCAGCCACGGCCAUCUGCGCCACCGGUCUGUGAAUCACUCUGAAAUUGUAGGGUUGUAAAGCUAGAUACCAAAGGGUGAUCCGCGCGUUGGCAUCCUUCAUGCGGUGAAGCCACUGGUCCGAGCAGAGGCUGAAUGAGUGCCCCAGUAGGUAGUACCGGAGGGCACCAACCGCCCACCAGAUGGCCAGGCACUCCCUCUCCACGGUGCUGUACCUCGCCUCCCGAUCGGAGAGCUCCCGGCUAAUGUACAGAAUGGGGCGGUCGACGUCCCCGACCUGCUGGGACAGAACAGCUCCCAGCCCUUUGCCCGACGCGUCAGCCUGCAGACAAAACGGGAGACAAAAAUCAGGCAUGUGCAGGACCGGCUCCUCGCAGAGGGACUUUUUCACACUCUCAAAUGCCUGCUGG